UUCAGGGUUUUCCUUGACGAAAUGAACUGUACACUGUUAGUUUUUGUCUUGAACAUUCUCUCGCUGGUGAUUGUCACAUCUGGCUCGACGUGCGAUCAACCAACCUCUCCUCAUGGCUCAGUCAUCAUUCAUCCCACUCAGCGAGAAAAGUACCAAAACGGCCAAGUUAUUCUCUUUGGCUGUAAACAGGGUUUUUAUCUGGAUGGAAUGCCAAUUAUAACAUGCAAUGGGAACAAAUGGACACAGACACAAUUCCGAUGUCUGGGGUUUUGUCCGGAGUUGCGUAACAUUUUAAAUGGUAAAGUAUCUCAUGUGACCCCACAAGUUGGCAAGGCUGCCAUAGGAUUUCGCUGUGAUAAUAACAGUUUCCAGCUGAUCGGUAGGACGAGGUUGGAAUGCAUAGAUGGACGAUGGAAUGGAAAGUUACCCUAUUGUCAUAAGUUGCCGUCGUGUGUUCGUCUGCAAAGUCCAGCUAACGGUACACUACAUGGUAGUGACAACAGCCAUAGUGCAGAAGCAAAAUUCACUUGUUUUACAGGCUUUGAUCUAUUUGGGGCUUCAACAUUAACAUGCAACAAGGGCGUUUGGAGUUCACGUGUUCCAACUUGUAAAGCUUACUGCACGAAGAUUAGGGAUCUGCCAAAUGGACACGUGUUUGGCACACGCUUCUCCCAUGGUCAAGUGGUUUCUUUCAAAUGCAAACAUGGUUAUGAGUUGGGUGGAGAUCGUAGCCUUCGUUGUAUUAACGGAAGAUGGAAUUCUUCUGUCCCGCAAUGUAAAGUUAUGCAGUGUGUAAAACCCUCCAUUCCAAGAAAUUCACGUAUCAUAUAUCCACGAACGAAUCAAGUGAGAUACACACACGGUACAACUAUUUAUCUGGCCUGUCAUGAAGGUCAUCUUUUGACGGGAUCGCCGAUUAUGGUGUGUAACUAUACCACGUGGCUGAAAAGAGAAUUCAGGUGCAUCGCCUCCUGUCCCAUCCUUGGACCAGUAAGGAACGGAGUCAUCACACAUGUAACACGGAAGGGUGGUGGUGAAGUGGAAAUAAAGUGCCAUGCAAAUUAUACGUUAUUCGGAUCCUCAAGAUUGAGCUGCAUAAAUGGAGAAUGGAGCAGCAGUAUUCCUUCGUGUAAAGCUCGUUGCAGAUUUUCGAGAAAACCUCGUGACGGUUAUGUUAUUAAAGGCCCACUGGUUAUAGGAGAAAUGAUUAAGCAUGGCGAAAAGAUCACUUACGACUGCUUCGCCUCUUACACCAUGGAGGGAAGUAGUACUCAGGAAUGUGACAAUGGUCGAUGGACAAAUGAUGUUCCUAAAUGCAAAGCUUCAUGUGUGCGUCCCCGGAGUAUACGCAACGGACGAGUAUCUGGUAGAGAUUUUGGCCAUGGAAAAACUGUUAGCUAUCGAUGCGAUGGCAAUUAUGCCCUUGAGGGGCGAAGCACAUUGACGUGCGACGAUGGAAGGUGGAACCCUAACCCACCAGUGUGCAGAGCAUCAUGCAAAGAUCCAGGAUCACCUGCUAAUGGCAAAAGACAGCAACAGGGCUUACGCCACAACUCUUGGGUAUCGUUUUCCUGUGAUAAAAAUUAUCAGCUUGAGGGCGAAAGACGGAUUCAGUGCAACGAUGGCACUUGGAGAGACAAUCUCCCGAAAUGCGUUGCCGUGUGUCCAGAUCCCGGUCAUCUAACUAACGGCAUACGCCGUGGCAAAAAUUUCAAGAAUGGUAGUACAGUCACUUUUAAGUGCAACGCAAACCACGACUUAAUGUAA
Messenger RNA from Pocillopora verrucosa, 1767 nucleotides. The record is from RefSeq and is a predicted model, not a curated record. NCBI's taxonomy places the organism in Eukaryota, Metazoa, Cnidaria, Anthozoa, Scleractinia, Pocilloporidae.